AUUGGCUCGUUUGCUGGAUGACGGAGGGCCCAAUGAUAAAUGCUGGCCAGCGCGAGCUCCUGACAAGGAAAUAAUACAGCCACUGGGUAAGAGUGAAGUGGGGUUGAGGUCUCCGGAUUGGCAGCGUGUGCAUAAGCAAUGGAAUUUCGUGCUUUGUUUAUCUCUUUCUCAUUCUUCGCUGUCACUUGUACCGAGCCUGUGAAGUUCAUUGACUGUGGUUCUGUGGUAGGGAAGGUGACUGCGGUUGAUAUAACCCCAUGCCCAAAGCAGCCUUGUGAGCUUCGCAAAGGACAGUCAUAUUCUGUCAAUGUGACCUUCAGUAGUGAUGUUGCUAGCCAGACAAGCAAAGCAGUGGUCCAUGGGAUAGUAGCUGGUAUUCCGAUCCCCUUCCCCAUACCCAUUGAAGAUGGAUGCAAGUCUGGAAUUGUCUGUCCUAUUCAGAAGGAGACAAGUUACAACUACGUUAAUGAGCUCCCAGUCAAACCCGAAUACCCUUCAAUUAAACUGGUUGUGGAGUGGGAGCUGAGAGAUGAUUCCAGCAAGGAUCUGUUUUGCAUUAAAUUCCCAGUGCAGAUAACAAGUUAAGAACAAUUUCUACUGGAUGGAAGUAACCUGAAGAUCAAGCUCUUAAUAUUUUAUUUCUGCUUGAGAAUGAUUUUAAUCAAAUAUUUUAACUUGCUAGGGAUCAAUGGAGGAACUGGGCCUUGUACAUAAUGCACAAAUGGCCAAUUUGUACUUUUUGUUUAGUUUGGGCCAGUUCUGCAUUCUGUUUGUUUUAUAUCAGAUGCUCACCUUGCAACUUUUUUGU
Molecule: messenger RNA, 808 nt
Organism: Paramormyrops kingsleyae
Lineage: Eukaryota; Metazoa; Chordata; Actinopteri; Osteoglossiformes; Mormyridae
Product: NPC intracellular cholesterol transporter 2
Biological process (GO): cholesterol efflux; intracellular cholesterol transport
Molecular function (GO): cholesterol binding
Source: RefSeq, a predicted model, not a curated record